Fulmarus glacialis (Northern fulmar) is the source of this 1831-nucleotide messenger RNA. Its product is annotated as nucleolar RNA helicase 2-like. NCBI's taxonomy places the organism in Eukaryota, Metazoa, Chordata, Aves, Procellariiformes, Procellariidae. The record is from RefSeq and is a predicted model, not a curated record. The transcript is spliced from 14 exons. The annotation marks the transcript as partial. Gene Ontology annotation, molecular function: ATP binding; helicase activity; RNA binding.
ACAAAAAAGGUCAAGGAGAAGAGCAACGGUCUGGCUGCAGAGAGCGACGGCUCUGAGCAUACGGUGAAGCUUUCCUCCGCUCUAAGCAACGAUGUGACGUCCCCCGCAGCCCAGAGUGUAUCUGGCGAUGUGGCCGCUGGAGAACAGGACAGCGACGCGGAGGAGCUGACAGAAGAAGCAAAAGAAGGCGCCUUCUCCAAUUUUCCUCUCUCCGAAAACACCAUCAACCUUCUCAAAGCUCGAGGUGUAAAAUACCUGUUCCCUGUGCAAGUGGAGACUUUUCAGCCCAUAUAUGAUGGCAAAGACCUGAUUGCUCAAGCUCGAACAGGAACCGGCAAAACACUUUCUUUUGCUCUUCCGCUGACUGAAAAACUUCAGAGUGUCUCGCAAGAUGGGAGAAGAGGCCGUUCACCAAAAGUGCUAGUUCUUGUUCCAACCAGGGAACUGGCCACUCAGGUAGCCAAAGACUUCAAGAAUCUCACCAGGAAAUUGUCAGUGGCUUGUUUUUAUGGAGGAACUCCGUAUAAAGCACAGCUUGAUCUUCUUAAAAGUGGCAUUGAUAUUCUAGUGGGAACUCCUGGACGGAUCAAAGACCACAUUCAGAAUAGCAAGCUGGAACUUUCCAGCGUGAAGCAUGUUGUUUUGGAUGAAGUUGAUCACAUGUUAGACAUGGGCUUUGCUGAACAAGUGGAAGAAAUCUUAGGAUUUGCUUAUAAAAAAGGUUCUGAGAACAAUCCCCAGACACUGCUGUUUUCUGCAACUUGUCCGCGAUGGGUAUAUGAUGUAGCCAAAAAAUACAUGAAAGAUGGAUAUGAACAGAUUGACCUGAUUGGAAAGAAAACUCAAAGGACUGCCACAACUGUGGAACACUUGGCUAUACAGUGUCGCUCAUCUCAGAGAGCAGGAGUUCUUGGGGAUAUCAUUCAAGUCUACAGUGGCAGCCAUGGGCGGACCAUUGUCUUUUGUGAGACCAAAAAGGAAGCAAAUGAACUGGCUAUGAAUGCUUCGCUCAAACAGGAUGCCCAGUCAUUGCAUGGUGACAUUCCACAGAAACAGAGAGAAGUUACAUUAAAAGGCUUCAGAAAUGGUGUGUUUGAAGUUCUGAUUGCAACAAAUGUAGCUGCCCGUGGUUUGGAUAUUCCUGAGGUUGACCUUGUUAUACAGUGUUCACCACCAAAAGAUGUUGAUUCCUACAUCCAUCGUUCUGGACGUACGGGUCGAGCUGGGCGGACUGGGAUCUGUGUUUGUUUAUUUCAGAGAAGAGAAGAAGAUCUUCUGAAACAAGUUGAGCACAAAGCGGGGAUUACAUUUAAGCGUAUAGGUGUUCCCUCUGCUACAGAUGUAAUUAAAGCUUCAAGUAAUGAUGCCAAAAAGUUGUUGGAGGCCAUUCCUCCUUCUGCAGUAGACUACUUCAGAAAAUCUGCUCAAGAGCUCAUAGACGAAAAAGGGGCGGUUGCUGCCCUGGCUGCAGCUCUAGCUCAUAUUUCUGGGGCAUCUCACAUACAGCAGCGCUCCUUACUCAACUCAACUGCGGGCUUUGUGACCAUGGUGUUAAAGUGUUCAAUAGAAAUGCGUACCAUGAGCUACGCCUGGCGAGGACUAAAAGAACAGCUUGGCGAGGAAGUAGAUGCCAAAGUAUCUGCAAUGCGUUUCCUCAAGGGGAAGACGGGGGUGUGCUUUGAUAUCCCUGUUGGCGAACUGAGUAACAUACAGGAACAGUGGAGGGACACCAGGCGCUGGCAACUGUUGGUGGCAAAGGAAUUGCCUGAGCUGGAAGAGUACCCCCAGGAGGCAGGGCGAGGGUUCUCCAGGUUCGGAAAUGGGAGGCAAG